GGCUCUGGAGGCGGCCGUUCCUUCGGGUCACAUGACGCGCAGCUGCGCGGACGUCUGAAUGGCGCCGCCCUCGACACGCAGGUGGCCGCUCGUCCGCUGAGCAGCCGGAGGAGACCCCCGCCGCCGUGCAGUUACAGAGCAAACAGCAAAACUGACUUUCUCCAACUUGAAACAUGAUGUAUCACAACUACUGCUGUGUGAUUGGUCCCCAGAACAAGGACUGUGAUUGGCCAGUAGGGUUUGCAGUUCCAAUCCGCUUCUUCACUCAAUCACGCCUGUGUUUGUUUUGAGACCAAAGUCUCAGGCCGCUUUGGCUAUGGACGCUAAAGGCUAUCGACGUGAGAGUUUCCAGAGCAGUACCAGCGAUGAAGACAUGGUGGAGGUCGCAGGGGGGACGCUGGACUUCUUGGCGGACGACGUCCCUCCGUUGGACAGAGAGAUGGCGGAAGGGUUCUCCUCAUACAAUGGAGGUUGGAUGAACGGCACAAGCAAGAUGAUGGACUUCCUGGAAGAGCCGGUGCCCGGCGUGGGGACCUACGAGGACUUCAAUACGAUAGAUUGGGUGCGGGAGAAGUCUCGCGACCGGGACAGGCACAGAGAGAUCACCAACAAAAGCAAAGAGUCCACGUGGGCCCUGCUGCACAGCGUCAGCGACGCUUUCUCAGGAUGGCUGCUGAUGUUGCUUAUUGGACUGUUUGCAGGGGCGUUAGCUGGCUUGAUUGACAUAUCUGCCCACUGGAUGACGGACCUGAAGGAAGGGGUGUGCCUGAAUGGCUUCUGGUAUAACCACGAGCACUGCUGCUGGAACUCCCCUGAAACAACCUUCAAGGACAGGGACAAAUGCCCAGAAUGGAGGACCUGGGCCGAGCUCCUGACUGGCAAGGAAGAGGGGGCGCUUGCUUACGUCCUCAACUACUUCGUCUACGUCCUCUGGGCACUGACGUUCUCUCUCCUCGCUGUCUUGCUUGUCAGGGGCUUUGCUCCAUAUGCUUGUGGCUCAGGGAUCCCAGAGAUCAAAACUAUCCUGAGCGGCUUCAUCAUUCGGGGCUACCUGGGCAAGUGGACGCUGCUCAUCAAAACCAUCACCCUGGUGCUGGCCGUCUCGUCGGGCUUGAGCCUGGGGAAAGAAGGGCCCCUGGUGCACGUUGCCUGCUGCUGCGGUAACAUCCUUUGCCACCUCUUCACCAAGUAUAGGAAGAACGAGGCCAAGCGCCGAGAGGUCUUAUCAGCGGCUGCAGCGGCUGGCGUGUCGGUGGCUUUCGGCGCCCCCAUCGGAGGUGUCCUGUUCAGUCUAGAAGAGGUCAGCUACUAUUUCCCCCUGAAGACGCUGUGGCGCUCUUUUUUUGCUGCCCUCGUGGCCGCCUUCACCUUGCGCUCCAUCAACCCCUUUGGGAACAGCCGGCUCGUCCUCUUCUAUGUGGAGUUUCACAGCCCGUGGCACCUGGUGGAGCUGGUGCCUUUCAUCCUGUUGGGCAUUUUCGGGGGACUUUGGGGGGCGUUCUUCAUCCGCAGCAACAUCGCCUGGUGCAGGAGGCGCAAAACCACCAAGCUGGGCAAGUAUCCCGUGGUGGAGGUGAUCGCGGUCACGGCCAUCACGGCCAUCUUGGCCUUCCCCAACGAGUACACCCGGAUGAGCACCAGCGAGCUGAUCUCGGAGCUGUUCAAUGACUGUAGCCUCCUGGACUCCUCCAAACUCUGUGACUACCGCAACGAUAUUAACAGUACCAACAGCACCAAGUGGGACGACCUCCCUGACAGGCCGGCGGGUGACGGAGUCCGCACGGCCAUGUGGCAACUGGCCUUGGCCCUCCUCAUGAAGGUCUUCAUCACCAUAUUCACGUUUGGCAUGAAGGUGCCAUCAGGUCUCUUCAUCCCUAGCAUGGCCGUCGGGGCCAUUGCAGGCCGGUUGCUGGGCGUAGGGAUGGAGCAGCUGGCUUUCUACCACCACGAUUGGCGCAUGUUCAGAGGCUGGUGCAGCCCGGGGGCUGACUGCAUCACUCCUGGCCUUUAUGCCAUGGUGGGGGCUGCUGCUUGCCUAGGAGGAGUGACGCGCAUGACGGUCUCCCUUGUGGUCAUCAUGUUUGAACUCACUGGAGGGCUGGAAUACAUCGUGCCCCUGAUGGCUGCCGCCAUGACCAGCAAGUGGGUGGCAGACGCCAUUGGCCGGGAGGGUAUCUACGACGCCCACAUCCGCUUGAAUGGCUACCCUUUCCUGGAGGCCAAGGAGGAGUUCUCGCACAAGACUCUGGCCAUGGACGUCAUGAGGCCGCGGCGCAGCGACCCCGCCUUGACAGUCCUCACGCAGGACACCAUGAUGGUGGAGGACGUGGAGGCCAUCAUCAACGAAACCACCUACAGCGGCUUCCCGGUGGUGGUGUCAAGGGAAUCCCAGCGGCUCGUUGGUUUUGUCCUGAGGCGAGACCUCAUCAUCUCCAUCGAAACCGCCCGGAAGAAGCAAGAGGGAAUUGUGAGCAGCUCCGUUAUUUAUUUCACUGACCACUCCCCGCCGCUGCCUCCCAGUUCUCCGUCCAGUCUGAAGCUCCGGAGCAUCCUCGACCUCAGUCCUUUCACUGUGACAGACCAAACGCCCAUGGAGAUUGUGGUGGACAUUUUCCGCAAACUCGGGCUACGGCAGUGCCUGGUCACGCACAACGGGAAGCUUUUGGGGAUCAUUACCAAAAAGGAUGUAUUAAAACACAUUGCACAAAUGGCAAACCAGGAUCCAGACUCCAUACUGUUCAACUGAAUAUGGUUAAGGGGGGGGAGGGAUGUAGCACCCUUCUCCCCCCCCCCCACCUGGAACUUUAUAGAACGGACUCCCAAAACCUUUGUUUCUCGCUUUACUGAGAAUUUGGAGCGGUCUUCAGUUUCCCCCAUAUGGAGCUAACGAUAAUCAUGUUUUAUUUUAUUUUUUCUACAAGAUAACCAAUUGCACUAUAUAAUCUGUGGAAAUUAAUCUUCUCUUUAGAAGAAAAGACUUUAUUAUAUAAUUCUUUUGAAGUUGCAUUCGGAGAGAGAUCCCAUGAAGGAGUAAAAGAAACAAUAUAACUGAA
Molecule: messenger RNA, 3053 nt
Organism: Elgaria multicarinata webbii
Lineage: Eukaryota; Metazoa; Chordata; Lepidosauria; Squamata; Anguidae
Gene: CLCN5
Product: chloride voltage-gated channel 5
Exons: 14
Coding region: 317-2746 (809 amino acids)
Biological process (GO): transmembrane transport; chloride transport
Cellular component (GO): synaptic vesicle; plasma membrane; early endosome
Molecular function (GO): voltage-gated chloride channel activity
Source: RefSeq, a predicted model, not a curated record